Messenger RNA from Adineta ricciae, 1812 nucleotides. The record is from the annotation of a GenBank genome assembly. Lineage: Eukaryota; Metazoa; Rotifera; Eurotatoria; Adinetida; Adinetidae.
AUGUUUCCUUCUGCAUCGUCAUCAUCGUUUGAAUUCAAUCGAAAUCUGCAAGAAUUUAAUGAAGAAAGUACGCAUACAAUUCCAGCAACAUCUUCAUCAGCGAUUUUGGAUAAUAAUAAUCAUUUUUCUUCAAUGAUGAUUACACAUGGUGAACUUGAUGAAAAAUCGAACUUCGACGAAAAAGAAGAAGAAUUUCAUUAUCGUUCUCUAAUGUCGAUGUCAACAGUUCGAAAUUCUCAUUAUCCAACGAAUUAUUUCAAUGAACAGUCUUACCAAUAUGCGCAUUCAUUCACUCAACAUCAACAAAUGUCGAUGCCUAAUAUGAAACAUCGAGAGACAACGAGUAGUUCACUUAAUCUAAUUCCACAAAAUCUGAGCGAAGAUGAAUUUUGUCAAAUCUGUGGUGAUUUGUCAUCAGGUUGGCAUUGCGGAGCAAUAACAUGUGAAGCAUGCAAAAAAUUUUUCCUUCGUUCAAUUUCGACUGGUGAUGGAAAUAAAAAGUAUAAAUGUCAACGAGAUUUUUCCUGUGCAAUCACGAAACGAUCGAGAACUCAAUGUCAAUAUUGUCGAUUUCAGAAAUGUUUAGCAGUUGGAAUGAAACCUCACGAGUCGAUGGGACCAAAAACUGAAGAUUUGUACAGGAAAUUACCGUGUUUAGUCUGCGGUGGAUCCGCAUCGGGCAUUCAUUUUGGUGCGGUGACGUGUGAAGCUUGUAAAGGUUUCUUUCGUCGGUCGAUUAAAGAAAAUGCUCCUGAUAGAUAUCGUUGCACCGAAAAUAACAAUUGUGAUAUCCAUGCAACAUCAAAAAUCACUUGCCGGGCUUGUCGAUUUAAGAAAUGUGUUCAAGCUGGAAUGUCAAUGGAUGCUUCUCGUAUUGGUCGACAAUCGAAUCUUUUCAAAGAAAGUAUUCGACAAUUACAAAAUGGUUCGACAUCAAUGGCAACAGCAACUGAUUCAGCACGAAUUGCAUCGAUGGCAAAACGACGAAAGACAAAGUCCAAACCAUCACGAAUUAUAGUAAUUACUUCAAGUAAUGAUAUUGAUAACGAAUUGUCAUCUGGAACGAAAUCUUUUAUCGAAAAAGUACACAAUGCCUAUAUAAUGCAUUUAAAGGAUUUACCUCAAUGUAUUCCACAUGGAACGGUUUGGGGAACAAUGGCUUCUCAAAUGAUUAUGUAUGCUCAAGCAGUAAUGAAUUUCUGUCAAAAGACAAUUCCAGGUUUUGACAGUAUGUACGAGAAAUAUGAUGUUAUAUCAUCGUGUAUCCAUUCUGUGAUUAUGGUCGCAUUGUUACCACGAAUUUUAUCAAUAAAAUCCUCGUAUAAUGAUCUUCAACCGAUCUGGAAUUAUUGGCAGGCAGAAUCGACAUUGUCCAUAGAAUUAAAUGCACAUGUUCCACAAUUAACCGAAGCGGAAAAUUCAUUUCGAUCAUUCGAAACAAAAAUUCGUGAUUUACAUUUGGAUGAAAAAGAAUUUGCUCUUCUUCUACUGAUGAUCAUCACUCGAACAAACAUCAAUGUGAUGAACGAAGAGACAAAAUUCUGGCCAAAAUGUCAAUACGAAUGUGUUCAAGCUUUCUCGGAAUACGCUCAAGCACGUCGAUCGAAUAGUAUUAGAGGUUUGUCCUUUGAAUUCUAUGAUAUCGCUUUUCUUGUUUCUCAACUUCGAACAUUAAAUCAUUGUAUUGGAGAAUGUUUAAUGAAUCUUCCUUGGCCAUAUAUUCGAAAUUUACCUUCUUUUUUCUAUCGCAUUUACGUUCCACUCUCAUCAAAUUGUUCAUCAAUUAUGAAUUCGAAUUUUUCAAGCAAUUAA